This is a messenger RNA of Sinocyclocheilus rhinocerous, 1126 nucleotides long. Its product is annotated as reticulon-2-like. The record is from RefSeq and is a predicted model, not a curated record. Gene Ontology annotation, biological process: brain development; neuron differentiation; endoplasmic reticulum tubular network formation. Bases 48 to 671 code for a protein of 207 amino acids. Gene Ontology annotation, cellular component: postsynaptic density; endoplasmic reticulum membrane; neuron projection. NCBI's taxonomy places the organism in Eukaryota, Metazoa, Chordata, Actinopteri, Cypriniformes, Cyprinidae. The transcript has 7 exons.
UCGUGGAGUGCUGGGAGGAGAGGGGGUUUGGUGUGGAAGCAGCAGAAAUGGCCAGCAAAGUGUUGGAUCUGUUAUACUGGCGGGAUGUGGGGACCACCGGGCUGGUGUUUACAGGUUUGGUUGUGGGUUUGGCUUGUUUGUUCCAGCUCAGUGCCAUCACGAUCCUGUCCAACCUCGGUUUGGGCAUUAUGGCCUUCACCCUCCCUGUACGCUUACUCUACAAAGCCAUGAAGCUUGUCCGCCUCAGUGAUGGAUCUCAUCCCUUUCAGUCAUAUUUGGAUGAGGACCGUACGCUGACAGAUGAGGACACAGUUCGCAUGGCGGAACAAAUGGUUCUGCUGAUUGCUACGGCUGUCACCGAGUUGAAGCGGCUGUUCUUCAUCGAUAGCAUCAUGGACUCAGUGAAGCUUGUUGUGUUCCUGUAUUUGUUGACUUAUGUGGGGGUCCAAGCCAAUGGUCUCACGCUGGUUAUGACAGGUGUGAUAUGUGCUUUCUCUCUGCCACUCUUAUACAGACUUCAACAGGCAAGGAUCGACAAGAUUGUCAAAGCCAUCAAAAAACUUGUGGAAAAAGUCACAGAAAUAGUUGAUCUUGUGAUUUCACUGGCCAAACCUCCACCAGCCCCAGCACCUUCCCCUGCCCCCACACCAAAACUUACGCUGCAGCUGUAGCCCUGCGAGUUCAGCAGGGUCGGGGGUUUGGGGGUUAUGAACGAGUGUUAUGUUUUAUACUACGUUUCUUAUGGUGCUAAGAGAAUCUUCAAUAGGUCUUCUGAAAGGAAUUAAACAACAGACUUCAGUCAAGAUUAGUCCAGUUGUAUGCUUAAUGAUGUAUUCAUUUAACUCAAACUUUCAAACUAUAUACAGUUGUGUAAUAUUUAUUAGUUCAUUUUGCCCAACAAGGCUUUUAUUCUACUGAUUUUCAUAGAAAAAUCGAACCUAGUGGCAGCUGCGAGUAUGUUUUUGUCCACUAGAGGGUACAAUGACACCAUAUAAUCACAGCAGUUCUGGGUCAGGACAGAAUGUUGCAGAAAUUCUGUCAUGUAAAUUUGUUUAAAAUUUUCUAAAAUUACAAUUACCAAUAGGAUCAUGCUCGUAAUUUGGGUUUUAAUAUUUAAUACUGAAUG